Molecule: messenger RNA, 2772 nt
Organism: Oncorhynchus gorbuscha (pink salmon)
Lineage: Eukaryota; Metazoa; Chordata; Actinopteri; Salmoniformes; Salmonidae
Product: DAP3-binding cell death enhancer 1-like
Exons: 11
Coding region: 215-1780 (521 amino acids)
Molecular function (GO): protein binding
Source: RefSeq, a predicted model, not a curated record
UUGUGCUAUUUCCGGGUGACGUUCCUUGCGGUGGCUUGCCUUCUUCCAAAAUAACUCGUGACUGUUCCAUGCUUUAUUUUUGUAUCUAGACUGCUAAGGGACUCGCCCGGUGCUUAUGGGGCGAGAAUACUCCUGCAGUGAAUUUUUAAAUACACAAAUGUAGAGCAAAUAUGUAGAAAUAUUAAUCUUGAAAUUAACUUCAGGACAACGAAACAUGUGGAGAGUACAAGGGUUUGUUGGAAGAGUUUUGAGCCGGUGCCAUGGCACAGCCCCCCUGCGCCUGUCUCCGAAUCACCAUGUGGAAGAUGAGGUCAUAAACACCUCCACCCUGCUCUCCACCGGUUGUCACUCUCCCAACAGCAGCUCUCAGAAAGGGGACGAUGGAGACAAGAGGAGGGAGAGGACCUCUCAGUUCUGCUACGCUGGGCUCCCCCGCUACACUGCCGUGGAUGCAGUUGGCUGGGGGGCAGCUGCGGUGCUGUUGAUGCAGAUCUGUAGGAGGAUCCACUCUCAGUUCUCUGGGAGUGACCCCAACCAGAACCCCAACACAGGAUGCCUGGCCAUCCAGGGAACCCUGCAGAAGUGUGGCUACCGCGUCCUACUGGAGCGAAUAUCUCGCCGUGACGUGCUGCCCAGAGGGAGGAGUGUGCACUGUCUGCCCCAGAGACCGAGCCAGCAGGUCCCGAGCCAGCAGGUCCCGAGCCAGCAGGUCCCGAGCCAGCCCCAGAGACAGGAGCACAGCAGUCCCAGGAGCAGCUACAGCAGCCCUGACCAGUUUCAUGAAGACCAUCUGACUGCUGACAGUCACCUCUCUGACCACAAGAGGGCAACUCUGAGUCACGGCUCCUCUGGAACGGAGGAGUCAUCCUUUUCAGAGUCCUCCCAGCCUGAAGACAACCACAGAACCAGAGACGGGGAACAGCCUGGGCAGCAGAAUGACCAGGACGCCCUGGCGGGGGCGACCCAGAACCUCCAACAGGUGGCCGACUCCAGUGUUCCUGUAGUCCUCAACAUCAUCGGUCUGAAGAGUGCUCAGACUGGGGACUAUGAGGCAGCCUUCUCCUGUUUCCUGGCCUCAGCCAGACGGGGUUACUGCAAGGCCCAGUUCAACACUGGAGUCUGCUACGAGAAAGGCAGGGGUGUAUGCAAAGACAAGGAGAAGGCUCUUGAUUUCUACAGCCAGGCAGCGACAGGGGGUCACAGUCAGGCUCAGUACCGCUGUGCCAAACUCCUCCUGAACAGCAGAGGGCAGCAGAGCACACAACAGGACCUGGAUACAGCCAUCAGCCUUCUGCAACAGGCUGCCUCAGCUGGGCUGAGAGAGGCUCAAGUGUACCUGGGGUCUCUGUUCUCGCAGGAGCCAGUCAGAGACGGCCUUAAGUCAGUGCACUACCUGAAGAUGGCAGCGGAGAGCGGAGACAGAGAUGCCCUGCUGUUCCUGGGUCAGUGUUAUGAGAGUGGGUUCGGGGUGACCCAGUGCUUCAGAACAGCAGUUGGUUUCUAUCAGAGGGCAGCGCAGGCAGGAAACAGCCAGGCCAAGACGUUACUGGCGCCGCCCUUUGGACUGGAGGAUGCCGUCCUGCGCCCUAUCCGUUCUUCUCCAUGUUUCUCCGUUGCUGACCGUCUGCGUGGAACUCUCUCCACCCUCACCUCCCCUGUCCCUCCCUCCAGUCACCCCACCCUCCCCCACUCCUGGAGCACAGGGAGUAUGGGCCCCCCACCCAUCCUGUCAUCCAGCUCUGAGGGGAACGCCGUGAGGUGGACUAUAGGAGCGGGAUAGUUGGCACCACAAUCAUGAAUGAUAUAAUAUAUGCCUUUCAGCAGACAUCUCUAUCCAAAGCCACUUAGUCAUAUGUGCAAACAUUUUCCAUACAGGUGGUCCUGGGAAUCAAACCCACUAUCCUUGCGUUGUAAGCACCAUACUCAACCACAUCGGUCCUCUGUAGUUCAGUUGGUAAUCGAUACCAUAAGGUUGAAGAGGGACAUCAUGGUCAGAUGUUUAACCUUACUGACACAACCCAGUAUUUAACGUCCCUCUCUGCACUUCGAUCUAGAUUUGUAUAUAUGUGUGUAUUUGACCACAGGUCAAUUUGUUGAGGAAUGUGUAUAAGUAUGGGAGAUGCGAUACAUCUGAAAGGUAGACAUGUCAAAGGUGUUGUAUGGCUUUACCUGUUGGCCUGCUUAAAGACACAGUCUGGGAUCUUAAGCACUUAAACAUUUGUAUCGUAUUGUACGAAUUGAAGAAUGAAAAUGCUUGCAGGACAACAUCAUAUGGAUGACAUUACACAAUUUUCAGGGACCCAUUUUGGCCUGUGAGCGCUACUUUAAAAACUACUGGCUGAAAUUCUACAAAAGCUCUGGAGCGUGACGAGUAACUUUUAGUAUUGUUCCUACAAAAUCUUCUCGUGGCACAAUCUUGGCCAGUUUUUGUACAACAAGCCGCCCUAUGGGUAGAAAGAUGGUAUUGUGAUAAAAUGUGUGCCUUACUAAGUCAUUGUCAGUACAGGAUCCCUUGUAUUUACUUGACCCUUUAUGUGACUAUUCAUCUUUAACUUCAUUUAGUCUGCUAUUUCAGUUAUGUCUUUGCAUGUGUAAACUGUUCUUGUCUACCCAUGGUAUCCAGUGAGGCUGAAGAAUGGGGAAAACAGAAAUAACCUUUUGGUAGUGGUGGAUAAUGUAGGUCAUGUAUAUUGUCUAUGCAUUAGAAGCACUACUGUUGUGGAACACACAAGGUGUCUAACACCAAUGACGAAAUAAAGCUAUUUUCUACCA